This is a messenger RNA of Sarcophilus harrisii (Tasmanian devil), 2521 nucleotides long. RefSeq names its product hydroxysteroid dehydrogenase like 1 (gene HSDL1). The record is from RefSeq and is a predicted model, not a curated record. Bases 109 to 1101 code for a protein of 330 amino acids. NCBI's taxonomy places the organism in Eukaryota, Metazoa, Chordata, Mammalia, Dasyuromorphia, Dasyuridae. The transcript is spliced from 5 exons. Gene Ontology annotation, molecular function: oxidoreductase activity.
GCCGCGGUCACGUGGGGGGCGCGGCGCGGCUGGGCGUGGCGCUAUCCCCGGACUGGCAGCGCCCGCGGCUGGAGGGGCCCCUUGGAACUGCAGGGUUCUCUGGUGGCCAUGGCUGCUGUUGACAGUUUCUACCUCUUAUACAGGGAGAUUGCCCGGUCUUGCAAUUGCUACAUGGAAGCUUUAGCUUUGGUUGGAGCCUGGUAUACUGCCAGAAAAAGCAUCACCAUCAUAUGUGACUUUUACAGCUUGAUCAGACUGCAUUUCAUCCCUAGAUUGGUGAGCAGAGCAGAUCUCAUUAAACAAUAUGGAAGAUGGGCAGUUGUCAGUGGUGCCACAGAUGGUAUUGGAAAAGCCUAUGCUGAAGAAUUAGCAAGCCGAGGUCUCAAUAUUGUCCUCAUCAGCCAGAAUGAAGAAAAGCUGCACAAGCUUUCCAAAACCUUAGCUGAGACCUACAAAGUUGAGACAGAGAUCAUAGUUGCAGACUUCUCCAAUGGCCGUGGAAUUUACUUACUUAUUAGAGAGGCUUUACAGGACAGAGACAUUGGUAUCUUGGUGAAUAAUGUUGGAGUAUUUUAUCCCUACCCACAGUAUUUUACUCAAGUCUCUGAAGAAAAACUGUGGGACAUUAUUGACGUCAACAUUGCAGCUGCCAGCUUGAUGGUCCAUAUAGUAUUGCCAGGGAUGGUGGCAAGGAGGAAGGGGGCGAUUGUGAACAUCUCUUCUGGCUCUUGCUGCAAACCCACACCCCAGAUGACCGCGUACUCGGCGUCAAAGGCUUACUUAGACCACUUCAGCAGAGCAUUGCAAUAUGAAUAUGCUUCUAAAGGAAUUUUUGUACAGAGUUUAAUUCCAUUCUCUGUAGCUACAAAUGUGAAAGCAUGCAGGAGCUUUCUGCAUGGCUGCUCUUGGUUGGUGCCAUCACCAAAAGUAUACGCACAUCAUGCAAUUGCUACUCUUGGAAUCUCGAAAAGGACCACAGGAUACUGGUUUCAUUCAAUUCAGUUUCUUUUUGCACAGUAUAUGCCAGAAUGGCUCUGGGCUUGGGGAGCAAAUAUUAUCAACAAUUCCUUGCGUCAUGAGGCCUUAUCCCAUAGAUUGUGAACCUGGAUAUGUCAUCUUAGGAAGUCUUGCCAAAUUAUGUGAAUCUACAGUAUUCAGAGCUUUGGAAGAACAACACUUCAUUUUAAUUGUGUAUUUGCUCUUAACUAUUUUGCUGGCACCUUAUUGUUGCAUCAUUGAUAAAGCAGACAUGGUACUUUUAAAAAAUACUGGGGAAGCUGCCUGAAGGCGUUGGCACAGGGUUAAUAUUGAAUGUGAUGAGAACUGAUUUAGGAAGCCUAGAGUUGGGUAUUCCUUUUUUUUAUGUAAGCUACAGGAAAAACUAUGUCAGUGAGUCAGUGUUGUGCUAUGAACCAAGAUGAACUGAAAUUGAAAUGUUCACAAUUUGAAUAUUUGGGUCUUUUCAUUUUAAAUCUUAUUGUUUUAAGAGUGGUCAUGUGUUUUGUUAAAGAAUUGUAAUUUCUUGUCUAAAAAUAACUGGAAAAGGUGUGUUUAAAGAACUAUUUUGAAGCUUAAAAUGGCUGGUGUUUGUAGCUGUAGAAAUCCAACUACCUAUGUGUAUUGUAUUAUAUAGAUCUUGUCAUUUGAAUUUCUUCUGAUAAAAUUGCUGCUUUUCAUUUAAAAACAGAAUUGUAUUAGCUGUUUGAAAAUUGAUCAUAUUUAGAAAAUGGUGAGAUCUAAAUGAGCAACUUUAUAUAUAACUAAUGGGCAAAUCAGUUAAAGAUAUAUGUAAAAUGGCUUUGAGCGGGAGUUUCAUGGAUUUUUAAAACCAUUUAAACCAUCACAAAAGAAAAGCUUCUCUAAUUUUGGUGACCCUGUAUAAGUCUAAAAGUAUAAGUUACUACUUUCUGUCAAGUUCUUACCUACUUUGGAACUAACAUUUUGCCAGAGCUGCAAAUACAUUAUAAAGUAUUUCGAGCAUUUCUUUAAUUUAUACAAUUCUUUUGGAUAAUAUAAUGAUUUUCAGUGUUUUGUGGUUUGUUUUUUUUUUUUACUGAAAUCUUGUCCUUUAGAAAAAAAUUAUUUCACAAUUUUCUAUGUGAUAAUCAAUUCCAAUAGCACUUAUUGGUAUAAACAAAAUUGUUUGCUGAGGUAGUUAAAAUGUGGAGUAAUUAUGUACUAUGUAUUUUAUCUGAUGAAAUCAUAACAGAUUUAGAAAUGUAAUCCUAGUUUGUGCAAUGAAUGUAAUGAAUAAAAUGAAAAUUGUGUUGGAGUAAAAUGACUAAAACUGCUUAGACAGGGUUAGUUCUGAAAUAUGUGUGUGACAUUUUUGGUUUAGAUCAUAGUAUCCUGUUUGAAAACUCUUGUUGUGAAAACCAUUCAGUGCUGUCCAAACUGUGAAACUUUAUUCAAAUGUAAAGUAUUGUUAUUAUUUACGUGUUGAUAAUUCUGCAUUUAAUUUUGUGAGUCAGUGAAGAUAUAUUGCGUAUUCAUAAGCCUGGUAAAAUUAUUUAAGAAUCAU